AUGAAUGCAACUUUCACAUCACUUCAUGGCAUGAUGCAACUGCCUCCCAUGGAUGCAAGGAUCACUCCGCCUCCUGAGGAGUUGAACGUUGUCAUCCCCAAACUGCAGACAUUUCCUGUUCUUCCUCUUUCACCCGCAUCUCUUCCAGAUACACCACAUCCAGACACCUCUUCGGUUUCCAACUCAUCUCCACGAAAGAAGCAGCGCCGACGCUCUUCAGGUUCAAGAAACCGUACCUCAAAGGCAGAUACGAAGCAGCAGGCCCAGGUCAACUCCAGCCUUCUCUUCUCGCCUCGACCCUUUGAGAGCCUAUACAUAGAACGGGCAUACCUUGCCACCUCCCUUCAGCAGCAGGCUGGCCGAGCUGCGGAGCUCAUGAGGCAGUAUUGUGCGGUGGAACUGCAGCUUCAAAGCCUUGCGGGUGAUAAUGGCCGACGCAAAUUGCGAAAGCAGCUCAGUUUGCUCAAGUCCAGAGUAAACCAGGCAGCCGAGCAGGAAAAGGUCAUCUUCUCUCGUCUCGGUGAGCUGUAUGUCGAGAUACAGAGCCGCGAGACCUGGGCGCAAGCAUGGUCUGUUGAUAGCUCGAGUGUUUCAACACCUCUCUACUUCAGUCCUGUGUCAUGCAGCUUUCCUACUCCUACUUCCCCUCUGGGCGGUGCUUCGGCAGACUUUACUCCCAUGGGCUAUUUUAGCGACUUUCACCAAGUUACUGAACCAGCAUACUUUCACCAAGAGCCAGUAAUGUACGGCUUGGAGACUGUUGAUGAGGCUGGUGAGGAUCUAUUGUAUAAUCCUGCGUCGAGCGGCAAGAGUGUUGAGUCUGAGACUAUUCCAGCAACGCCACUUACUGCAGAUGUUCCCUCUGUUGAGGAGAAGAAUGAGUGUGUUCUGGAGACGGAGAAGAAUCCGAUUGAUGGUCGAUGCAUGGCAGUCAGAGAGAGGCGACUUAGUCUUCCUUGUCUUUACAAUGCUUGGCUCUGA
Fusarium sp. VM40 is the source of this 981-nucleotide messenger RNA. NCBI's taxonomy places the organism in Eukaryota, Fungi, Ascomycota, Sordariomycetes, Hypocreales, Nectriaceae. The record is from the annotation of a GenBank genome assembly.